Sporothrix brasiliensis 5110 is the source of this 1173-nucleotide messenger RNA. Its product is annotated as actin-like protein 2. Lineage: Eukaryota; Fungi; Ascomycota; Sordariomycetes; Ophiostomatales; Ophiostomataceae. Gene Ontology annotation, molecular function: actin filament binding. The record is from RefSeq and is a predicted model, not a curated record. Gene Ontology annotation, biological process: Arp2/3 complex-mediated actin nucleation. Gene Ontology annotation, cellular component: Arp2/3 protein complex; actin cortical patch. Bases 1 to 1173 code for a protein of 390 amino acids. The transcript is spliced from 2 exons.
AUGGCGUCACCUCCCCCGAUUGUCCUUGAUGGCGGCACGGGCUUCCUCAAGGUCGGCUAUGCCGCGCAGAACUUCCCUGAAUUCCAAUACCCCUCCAUCGUCGGCCGGCCCAUCCUGCGCACAGAAGAAAAGGGCGACAAUGACCUGGUCAUCAAGGACAUUAUGUGCGGCGACGAGGCCGCCGCCGCGCGCACGAUGCUGCAGAUCAGCUACCCCAUGGAGAACGGCAUCGUCAAGAAGUGGGACGACAUGCAGCACCUCUGGGACUACACCUUUUACGAGAAGAUGCAGAUCGACACGACGGACCGCAAGAUCCUGCUGACCGAGCCGCCCAUGAACCCGCUCAAGAACCGCGAGCAGAUGUGCGAGGUCAUGUUUGACCGCUACAACUUUGGCGGCGUCUACGUGGCCAUCCAGGCCGUGCUGGCCCUCUACGCCCAGGGCCUGUCGUCGGGCGUGGUCGUCGACUCGGGCGACGGCGUCACGCACAUUGUGCCCGUCUACGAGUCGGUCGUGCUCAACCACCUGACGCGCCGCCUCGACGUGGCCGGCCGCGACGUCACCCAGAACCUGAUUGCGCUGCUGCUGCGCCGCGGCUACGCCCUGAACCGCACGGCCGACUUUGAGACGGUGCGCCAGAUCAAGGAGAAGCUGUGCUACGUCAGCUACGACCUCGAGCUCGACAAGCGCCUCAGCGAGGACACCACCGUGCUCGUCGAGAGCUACACGCUGCCCGACGGCCGCGUCAUCCGCGUCGGCAGCGAGCGCUUCGAGGCGCCCGAGUGCCUGUUCCAGCCGCACCUCGUCGACUGCGAGCAGCCCGGUAUGGCCGAGUUUCUGUUCAACACCAUCCAGCAGGCCGACGUCGACGUGCGCUCGUCGCUCUUCAAGGCCAUUGUGCUGUCGGGCGGCAGCAGCAUGUACCCCGGCCUGCCCUCGCGCCUCGAGAAGGAGCUCAAGCAGCUGUGGCUGACGCGCGUCCUGGGCGGCAACCCGGAGCGCCUGAGCAAGUUCAAGGUGCGAAUAGAAGACCCGCCGCGCCGGCGACACAUGGUGUUCCUGGGCGGCGCCGUGCUCGCCAACAUCAUGGCCGACAAGGAGUCCAUGUGGGUGACAAAGGCGGAGUGGCAGGAGCAGGGUGCCCGCGUGCUAGAGAAGCUAGGGCCGCGAUAG